AAAGGGAAGGAAAGGAAACAGAUUCCUCCUGAGUGCAGUGAAGUGGGAGCCAAGCAAGUAGCCGCUUGACAUCACCAAGGCUGAGCAUUGGAUUACAACAAACAGGGACUUACUUGGCAAGGGAGUGAGGAAACGCCUCCUUCCCGAGUCCUAGAAGUGCAACUUCAUUUAGCUGCUUUUUAGCGCAAGGAAGCCGUAAGCCUGAAAGCGUGACUAAGCUGGCUACUUUGGCUGUUUGCCAUUCCAGCCACACAUGUUUAGGAAAUGCAGGAUCAAGCUGUGUUUGAGCCUUGAGUUUUAACAGACGGGAGUGUCCCUAACUUGUUACUCUGAGAGCCAUUGUUGGAGCCAUCUUCUGGAUCCUGUCACAUACAAUGUAAAUGAGAUUAUGGACGCGGAGCCUGCUUACUCUGACUUCAUCACCUCUGACCGGAGUGGCCGGAGAAAUGCAAUCCAUGACCUUCAGGGAGAUGCAGCUGCCCUUCAACUGGAGAAACUGGCAAGCACCAUGGAGGAUAUUUCCAUUGAAAAGGAAGAAAACAAAGUAGAGGAUGAUAUUACUGAGAAGACACCUGUGAUGAAUCCAGAGAAUCCAGAUGACACCCCAACUUUGUGAGAUCUCUGAUUUAGGCUGUAGUAGGGUGGACGGGUGCAUGACAACACCUAGGACUCUUCGAUCUUCUAAGGCGUCGAACUGAAACAAGGAGGUCCUCGCUUAAAGGUCUCUGCCAUGGCUACCUGGAUCUCACAGUCACCUUCAGUGGCAAGCAACGGGUACCUCCAAAGAACUCUCUUUCUAAUAAUGCUUCCAAGCAAGAUCUGUUUUAAUGACUUGAGCCACUCAGAGUGCCUUAGCAGCUAUUUUCCUGUAUAGGAAAACACACUUUUCAGUAAUAAUAUAUAUACUUCAGAUUUUAUUGUACAAGGUACAUUUUGUUCACUUGGUAAAUAUAAACUAUUAUUUAUUUCUC
Messenger RNA from Elgaria multicarinata webbii, 971 nucleotides. RefSeq names its product cAMP-dependent protein kinase inhibitor gamma (gene PKIG). The transcript has 3 exons. Gene Ontology annotation, biological process: negative regulation of cAMP-dependent protein kinase activity. Gene Ontology annotation, molecular function: cAMP-dependent protein kinase inhibitor activity. The record is from RefSeq and is a predicted model, not a curated record. Gene Ontology annotation, cellular component: cytoplasm; nucleus. NCBI's taxonomy places the organism in Eukaryota, Metazoa, Chordata, Lepidosauria, Squamata, Anguidae. Bases 389 to 616 code for a protein of 75 amino acids.